Messenger RNA from Suillus subaureus, 1866 nucleotides. RefSeq lists its product as uncharacterized. The transcript has 13 exons. The record is from RefSeq and is a predicted model, not a curated record. Lineage: Eukaryota; Fungi; Basidiomycota; Agaricomycetes; Boletales; Suillaceae. Bases 1 to 1866 code for a protein of 621 amino acids.
AUGUCCAAACACACCAGAUUCAAUGAUGAUGAACCUGCCCCAAAGAGGCUCAGGAUUGAUGAAGGGAGGAACCUGACAGUACUGGCAUUGUGUGAUACACAUGCAUGGGAGAUUCUGAAGCAGUUCCUCACCAGUGACAUGACGAUGGCACAAAUGGAUGACGCACUGAUUGUGUACCUCAGUGAUCAAUACUCUGCAGAUGAUUGGGGACAACCCAAAGCUUCUGAAGAUGGGGAAGGGGAUGAGGUUGGGCAGUCUGAGCAGUUGCAAAAGGUCACACACUUGCCAGAAACAUCAGUGAAAGAUAAGUUGGCGAAAAAAUUCGAUAACUUGGCCAAUAGGAUUGAAGAGAAUUCUACCAACUCAUCACAAGGUUGCCAUGCUCUCACUUCCAGAGCUGCCUUGAUCUCCAGCAUGAUCCCAUUGGUCUCACAUAAAAUUUCAGCACCUGAGACCAGGAUGUAUUUACUUCAUAUUCAAAGAACUGUGACUGAAUUCAUCGCUGAACACCUUCGGGGCCAGAGAUUUUCCAUUACCAUAUCAGCUUGGAUAGCAGGCCAACUCUACAUGGUUGCAGAUAGCCCCAAAACCAUUGCUGAAUCACUUCCUACCUCACAUUGUUUUGCCUUGAAACAAUGUCUUUGCAUCACAGAGGCAGAAUGUGAAGCUGUCGAAGGUUCACUGUCCCAACUUCCUAGCCCUGUGUGGCACUGCUUGAUCAAUCACACCUUCCAGCUAACAAAAUCUGGAUGGGACAAGCCCUUCCUGAAGAAGGCUGUGGUGGCGUUUUCAAUGCAAUUUUUGCACGCGGGCAAUUGGGCCAGAGUCAUCAAAGACUCACUUCAUGGAGAGCUCAGUAGGCUGCCAAUGCAACAACAUCUCAAGCCCCCCUCUGACUUCAACUCCAAUGAAAUUGGGGACUACAUAGAAGUUCUGGAUGGUGAGCACAUGGGGAAAUGCAGUGUCAUGAACUGGUAUUAUAAGGGAGCAACCAAUCUGUGGUUCUGGGAUAUCUUAGAUGACAAGAGAGAGUGCAGUGAUGGACUGUGGAGCAUUUCAGUUCCUGUAGCAAUGGUUCAGCAGACAAACCUUGCCCAGACAAUCCAGUACACAAAGGACAGGGGUUAUGACAUCAGGCUUGGAGAUGUCAUGAUUGUACUCUGUGGACUGGAGUAUCAGAUGAAAGGGGUCAUGCACAAUGUCAACUUUCCAAACACCUGUUUGACCAUACUAUCUGAUGGUGAUCAAUCACUUGUCAAAGUUCCAAUCAGAUUUGUGACCAAGAUAUGCAAUGCCUUCUUGGAUUCUUUCAAGAAGGGUAUCAGCCGUGAAGUUUUUGUUAUCAGGGGUGACCGAAAGGGCUGCCGAGCCACGCUCUACAGUCUCUCCCUUGAGACAUGUACCAUUGCUGUGCAUGGGCAGCAGGCACACCACACUCAAGCUUUACAACAUUGUCACCAGGUAUGGAAUGAGAUUAAAUGGCCAUCCAUUGCGUGGUCCACUUGGCCUGCAAGCUCUAAGGCUAUUGAUAUGACACACAACCCUACAUUGAGUGCCACUCCCAGUACAUCGACAUCUGACCCAUGGACUGUUGAUGCCCAGGACAACACUAGUGCCAAAGCAGAGAACCUACCAGACAGUGGUCUGCUACCUUGGUUGAUGAGCAAGGAGUUUUCUUCAAAGUUAUCAACACAUCAGGCACUGUUGAAGGUGUCACCAAGAUUCCUCAGGGGCAAGUUAUACAAGCGAUUUGUAUCAACAGCUUGCUCUGACCCCUUCUGCAGUGAGAAUGGACCCACACCUGAGGGUUGUGUCACCACAUUCUGCACAUCCAACAGUCAACCUGAGCCUGGCUCCUCCACAUAG